Messenger RNA from Aedes aegypti (yellow fever mosquito), 4072 nucleotides. RefSeq names its product LIM and SH3 domain protein Lasp. Gene Ontology annotation, molecular function: actin filament binding. NCBI's taxonomy places the organism in Eukaryota, Metazoa, Arthropoda, Insecta, Diptera, Culicidae. Gene Ontology annotation, cellular component: focal adhesion. The transcript has 8 exons. Bases 957 to 2852 code for a protein of 631 amino acids. The record is from RefSeq and is a predicted model, not a curated record.
AGCCAAUCACAUGGCACGCACACCAGUUCCCGUUAGCCAUCAACCGUUGCCGUCUCCGGAGCACCGUGUGUAGUCUAUCGUACCCGUAGACGGUCUUGUAGUGUAAACAAUUCCAGCCUAACACCAAUACCUGCCGAUUCAUAGGAAUUUUGCAAAGUGUUGGAACUCGGGAGUUGAAUGAAUAUUCUAUCGUCUACACUGUAUAUCCACUGCCAAUUAAUGUGUGUGCCAUAUAAAAUAAAAGUGGAUGAGUGAAUCUCCAGCCAGCGGAGCCAGUUUUGUGGUACAAGUGUUCAAUUGUGUCCGAGCUGUCGUUUCGAAUAGACGUCGUUACUAUUUUGCGCUGAUCGUACGGGUGAUCUUCCGUUUGUUUCCAUUUAAUAUUACAGCAAAUAUUCGUGCUAUCAAUUUUAAGCUUUUUAUUAGCAUUAUCAGUGUCGUUGUCGUGUUGUUAGUGAAGUUGCUUAGUAGCUUUUCUGUUCUGCUUGAACAUUGUUUCGUGGAAUAUCAGUUAUUUUGCCGUUUCCAAAGUUGCUGUUCAUAUGAUCUGAUUUUUUUCCUCUCAUUUCUACAUUUCCGAGUGUGGAACUGGAUAAUUGAUUAAUGGUGGAGGUUGCCGGAGGAAGCAGACGAGAAAUAUUUCAAGUGCAGUGAGAUUGUACAUCCGAAGGAGAAACAGCUUUUUAACACAUCAGUUUUCGGGCGUUUGACCAUAAUUUCUCGUUUGCACUGAUCAGUUUGGAGGUGUUUGGUUGGCGGUGGCGAAUCCGAAAUUGUGUAUUUAUCGUUGAGCAAUCCACGAUUCAAUAAUAAAAGCGAAGACCUCAAUCGGAGUUUCCCUGUGGAAAGUGUACAAGAAUUCAAACCGCUGCUACGCUGUAAAACUACUGGUGGAUAUCUAUUAGUGUUCAACGUAUCGAUCAACAAACGAUCCAGACACAACAAAAGCUGUCAAGAUGAAUAAAUCCUGCGCCCGGUGUCAGAAGGUGGUUUAUCCCAUCGAGGAGCUCAAGUGCUUAGAUAAGACAUGGCACAAAACAUGUUUUCGAUGUCACGAGUGCGGAAUGACACUGAACAUGAAAACAUACAAAGGUUUCAACAAACUUCCAUACUGCGAAGCACACAUCCCAAAAGCCAAAGCCACCACUAUCGCCGAAACGCCGGAACUGAAACGGAUAGCGGAAAACACUAAGAUUCAGUCCAAUGUCAAAUAUCACGCAGAUUUCGAGAAACUGAAAGGAAAAGUCACACAGGUCGCUGACGAUCCCGAAACGCUGCGAAUCAAGCAAAACACGAAAAACAUCUCCAACGUUGCCUACCACGGUGACUUACAGAAGAAAGCUGCCAUGGAAAGACAAAGAGAAUGUACAGAAAUUAUCGAUAGUAAAGACAACAAUGAGUUGGAAUCGGAAUACUUUUCCGAGCAAUUGGCAGCGGAAUCGUUGCCCCACUACCAACCUCCUCCCCCACCACCGGUGGUAGCACCCGUAUCGCACCCACUGUCCCAAGCGUCGAUGACUGGGUCAUCGUCGUCCCUUACAUCUGGAAUGGGUCCCAACACAACUGCUGCUACCACGGCAGCUGUUUCCCAACAGGCUCAAAUAACUCCGACCUCGACUCUGACGAAGCACAAUCUGAACAAUUUGAAUCAGACUCAAAACAACUAUCAAUCAUCACAAGCAGCGUAUCAAGCGGCCAACAACAACUACAGACCGCAAGCUUACCCGCAACAGGCUCCUCCGCAGCAACAGCAACAAGCCAAUCAUUACCAUCACAAUAGCAAUAGUAGCAGCAAUGGUAGCGAUAUCGUGCGUCAAUCGGUGCUUGCUAGCUCGCAAACUCCGUCAGGAAGCGUGAUCAAUAACCAAAAAUACUACGACCCAUAUGAUAACUACGCAAGACCCAACCCAAAUGCGGCAAUGGUGAACAACAACAAUAACUACAACAGCCACUAUCACCAUAACCAGCAGGCCGGAGUUGGUGGAGGUGGCGGUGGUGGUAACGAACGAAGCAAUGGUGCCGCCCACAAUUAUCACCACAUGCAACAGCAACAUCACCAUGGCGGCCAACAUCAUCCGCAAGGAGAUGGCAGCUAUGGGCAUCAACAGCAGCAACGUUACAAUGGUCAACAGCAGCAACAAUACGCACAGCAGCAGCAACAGCAACAACAACAACAGCAGCAGCAAUACCAAUACAACAAUGGUAACGUCAACAACGGUGCUGGCAUCGGCAAGAUCGCAGAUUACGAUCCGUUGACCGAUGGACCCAGGAAUAUACCCCAACCGAACAGGCAAAGCGCAACGUUGAUCUACAGCUCUGGAAACUUAAACGCCAACAACAAUCGACGGAUCGGUUCCGUUAACGACAUUGAUCCGGUCAAUGGGUACUACGGCUCGAUUUCGGAAACCCCUCAACAUCAACAACAGCAAAACGCCAUUUAUCAUCAGCAACAAGUUCAGCAGCAGCAGCAACACCUCCAGCAACAACAGCUGUAUCUACAACAGCAACAACAGAGACAAGCACAGUUGCAACAACAACAGCAGCAGCAACAACAACAACAACAACAACAACAACAGCAACAAGCGCAGCAACAACAGUCGCAGUACAUCCAACCUCCACAGCAAUAUGGAGUGCCUACGUCGACUCCAGUCUCGAAACCAAUGGGUAAAGUGCGCGUGUACCGUGCCUUAUAUGACUACGAGGCGCAAGACAGCGACGAAGUUGGCUUUACCGAGGGUGACUUGAUCAUCGAGGUCAACUCCAUAGAUUCAGGCUGGAUGACCGGACGUGUCGAGCGAACUGGACUAACGGGAAUGCUGCCAGCGAAUUACGUCGAACUGGUCAAGAUAUAAGGAAUUCGAUAUCUCGCAAAUGAAAAAAAAAACAGUUAAGUAAUCGAGAACACCAUAAUCGCCGGAUUUAUCGAGAUUAAACAGGUAAGUGCAAAGUUUUGAAAACAUCGCGCCAACAGAGAGAUAAUAACAGAACGACGAAGAAGCAAAGGAGAAUUACCAAUAUUAGUUUUCUUGUCUAGUGUAUAAAGUAAUUCAUCUAAUUUAAAUUUACUAUCCAAGCUACUUUACGAGAUCCAAUAGUGGGAAAAUGCGUGCAGAGAAGCAAAUCAUAUGUUUUUAAUUUUAUUUUUGUUAUUCAUUUGAUAUUUGCGUUAUUUUUCCCAAAAUAUUUCCAAAUGGAGAGAGUCAUUCAGCAAAUGGUGCUGACUCGAGCGUAUAUAGGAUGCAUAGGCAACAUGUAAGGCAAUCUAUAUAGUAUCUUAGGGCCGACCUGAUUUUUGUAGCAUUUAUCGAAACUGUAAACAUUCGCAACUUGUAUGUAUUUGUAUUACUACAAAACAAUAGGAAACAUAAAACGAUACGCGUAUUUGGUCUACGAUAUCCGGAACACAGAAAACAUUUGACUGGAUAUAGAUUACAGAAGACUUAGUAGUACUGUGCCUUUUUUCAGCUACAAUUUAGAACCCCCUUUACCGGAGAAACAACUUUGGAUGCAAUUUUUUACAAACUAGCAGAUAAGAAACGUUUUCUAGAAAUCAAAAUUGUUCUACGAUAAGAAAAAGGUUGAGCUUCCCUUUGUUGUAUACAGAUUCUGUGAUAGACGAAUGUGUAUUCGGGAAUACAUCCCAUUGUGCCGGUUUCUUUCACACCAAUUGGCGUAGCUUUAAAACCAGUAAAGUACUGUCCAGAAAACAAUAGUUACGAUGUUCGGUAUUCGUUUAUGUUUGAGUCAAUAAGUGUCAUCCCAAUAAUUAAAGCUACCGGGUUUCCUUUGUUACAUAAACAAUUAAUAAGAAAAAAAAAACAAAAAAUACGUGUUUAGUUAACGUAUUAUAAACACACAUGCAACUUUACUACGUACAUUUACACAAUUGAAACCACAUUUUAUCUUUCUACAAAAUAAAAUAAUUUAUAACACAAAUCCAAGUCAAUAAGCAACACAUAAACAAGUGCUACUGUUAGGAUAAUGAAGCAGAUGUUACGUAACACUAGCAAUAGUAAUGUAUAGACCAGGAAGCGGAGCAAAAAUCAAAUUAUAAAGGCAUCUAAAAACAAAA